GGUGCUGUUACUUUUCGAAAUUUUAUUAAUUGGCGAGUCUGUAAUGGGAGACAACCAGUCUUGCACGGUUUAUUUAUUGGUAGACCUGGAUCUGACGUGGAGAUGAAGGAAUUAUUGGGGUAUCGUACAACUUGGAUCAACUGGCAGGCAUUAUUGAACAUACGUGUGGAGUUGGAAUGAAUAUGAGUGAUUCCACACGUAACGAUACCAAACCUGCAGUAUACAAACGUUUUGUUAGGCUACGUAAAAUUUAUAUUAUUUCACAUUAUAUUUGUCACAGCAAUGUUUGACACGGUAUGUUUUAGUGUGUGGAAAUUGUCAGAUUCUGCUUUUUAAUAUGGACGGUAUAUCAAGAAUUGGUAAUAGACAAAACAGCAAUUUUCAUUUUUGCGAAAUGAAGUUCCACAUAGGAAUGUCAUUCCUGACCGUAGUACUUAUGAUAGAUGGAUGAUGGAAACCAGAGAAGAGACCAACGGGAAGACGUAAAAGUGUUCAUCGAUGAAGUACAAAUUAGUGUUUAUCUACACGAGUUUUAACAUGACAAAAAACUGUUUUUGUUCCAGAACAAACAUUUAUUCUCACUGAUUUUUACUGACGUGGGAAUAACAUAUUUUUUGUCCCGAAAUAUAAAAUACGCACGUAUCGAAGAAGAAGCCUUGCGGAACCCCACCACUGAUAUACAGCCGUUAUCUUAUCACUACGCCAAUAUUGGGACGCUCUCUAAAUAAUUUGCAUUACCUCUAUUUAAACACUAAAAUUAAAAUUUUAUCAAUGUUAUUUGAACAGCGUAUUUGUUAACAGCAGCGUGAAUUGCUAGUUACAAUAUUCUUCCCAAACGUUCGCUAUUUCACCAAGAAAAACUACUUUGCUGGUGGCUUUCAAAAAUAAGAUGCUUUCCUUCUUCAAACCCGUUUGAGCUUAAACUCGUAUUUGACAGGUGUCUAUUUUGAUUUGCGCUCUUCAUCAGAUGGUCUGAAUUAAUUGAGAAGUACAGGAAGAUGUUUGCUUCUUUGGUCUGGAACGAGUCGCCGAAGAGUUGAUGGGCAGAAGGAAAUGGAGGCAGUACCAAAAGCUGGUCCUGAGUCACGAAGAAGAUUACUCGAUGGAGGCGAAAGACUGGGAACCCUCGGAUAAGUGCAACUUGUGCCCGGAACACGGCGACCAGCCGCCCCCACCCCACACGGACACGUCUCUGCCGCGGCCGCCAUCAGAAGAAAGUGCCAGUAGUGCCAGUGCCAGUGCCGACGACAGCGGCGAUCGCUACCCCGCCAGGGUACCAGCCAUGACUACCCUGGAGUCUGUGGCCUCCUCCAUGGCAGCAAGUCUUGCCGCGGUUGCUGCGCUGUCUCAGGGCAAGCCGCCAGUCGCCGCGGCUCUCUACCCUCCACCGCCAGGACUGUUCCCGUGGUACCUGGCCGCCCCUGAGCCCAAGCCCAGUCCACCGGUGCCCGAGCAGCCCCUGGACCUCAGCAAGAGCUCCAGCAGGUCUCCCGAGCCGAUAGUUGAGACCCCACCCUCCCACCAACACUUGGUGCCCUCCUCCCCUUCGCUCAAAGUGCCGGCCGCACUCAACAGGCUCUACAAUUUGUUUGAUUCCAGAGCGAAGCCGAGGCUGAGUGCGGUGGCCGGGCGGAGGACGUACACUGAGGAUGAGCUUCAGGCAGCACUCCGAGACAUCCAGAGCGGUAAACUGGGAACCCGGCGAGCAGCUGUCAUCUACGGCAUCCCACGAUCCACGCUACGCAACAAGGUGUACAAGCUGGCGAUGGAGCGAGAGAGAGAUUCGCACCUGGUGCUGGCGGCCAGCCCGGACCACGUGGCUGCCAAGGCGAGAGCUCUCCUGGGAGAGAAGGACGAUGACGACCUGCAGGACGACGAAGAUGAUAAGGACUCUGGGGCAGAAGAGGAGCGUGAGGUAGAGAAGGCACUGAUGAGGCCGAUCAUUUCCAUAGAGGACUUUAUGAGGUUGUCCAGUGAGAGUGCGGGAUUUCCCGGUACCGAUUCUUUAAGAACACUUUUGCAGCACGGGAGUAAGUAUUUAGCCGAGAAGAAGGAAGACGGAUCUUCCUCUCCACCGGUUUAUCCUGUGUUUCCUUCCCCUGGAUCCGCGGACCUGUGGAACGGUUUGGAUCACGCCGCUCUAGGCCCAUAUAUCAAUCGGCUGCUCAAUGCUAACCCUAUAGUACACCCUAACCAUUUUGCUAUGACCGGUAACCGACACUCUCCUACAGAAAGAAGUCCUACGGACUCGCCUGGUGACUUUGUGCCAAAACUACCACAUCUAGAAUUAGUACGGAGGAUGAUAAUCGAGGACAGGUUGGCCCAAGAAGAGCAACAGAAGAAGGAGAAACAAUUUUUGAACGGUUCUCGCCUGGGAGAACCGGGACCCUCUUCUAGUAUUUUCCAGGAAGACGAACAUUCGGGUUCAGGAACACCGCCGAAUGUGAUACUGAAAAUUCCGUCCUUCAAACCCAUGUCUAAAAACGGAAUUCCAGGAGAAACCUCAGGUUUCCCUUUAGGUGUGAAAAUAGGGGAAUCUAGUCAGCAUUCGGUGAUUUCUCCUCCGAUCAGUACGGGAAGGAGUGAAUCUUCUUCACCACCAUCGAUGGGCAAAGGCAUCAACGUCAGUUUAAAAGACGUCAUAUCCAAGAGCAUCAUUCAGAAAUAUCAACAGUCAGCGGACCUGCAUCAUCUCUCCCACACGCCUCCAGGUCUAGAGCAUUUCAGACGAGCGGACUUCUCCCAGCCUCUCGGAUGCAGCCCUCCUAUCACGAGGAACCAUAACAACAACCACUUAGAUGAGAGAAAGAUGCAUGUGCCCACAUCCAAGCCUCAGAUUAGUGGAAGUAACACGUCUACUACAACUGGUGGAAAGGGAACGAGACCUAAACGAGGAAAAUAUAGGAACUACGACAGAGACAGCUUAGUUGAGGCGGUAAGAGCCGUUCAAAGGGGGGAAAUGAGUGUUCACCGAGCGGGAUCUUACUACGGAGUACCUCAUUCCACCUUAGAGUAUAAAGUGAAGGAAAGGCAUCUGAUGAGGCCUCGUAAAAGAGAGCCGAAGUCAGUCCAAGAGGAGAUUAAACUCAAAGAGGAUCCUAUCGUUUCCAGAAUUCCACCACCAGUGGAUAAGAGCAAGCUAUUACCCCCUACAAAACCACCAAAAACUCCAUUCACACCUCCAUCUACUCUCCCAACAGGUCCCAACGGCCUGAAAAUGUCUCCUAUGUUUGAUCCCUCGCUUCCUUACAGUGCAGCUCCACCUUUUCCCUUCUGGCCACCUAAUCCGUUCCCUCAUUUACCGAUGGACUAUCCCAGAAAUCCAAAUUUCCCACCAACACCGGACCAUUUCUUUGCAUCCCAGAUGAUACAACGCUUGCAAGAGGAUUCUGCAAGGAUGCCGCACAGUCCACCGCCUACUCUCGGCAAGACGGAGCGAGAGCUGGCGGAGACCCUGUAUGACGGCACCGGCGCCAACGGCAGCUUUUUGGACGGAAUCAUUCGGUCCAGUUUGGAGUCUGGGUUACCAAAAAAUAAAGAUGGCGAGUUGAAGCGGCCCGAGCAGAUGUCUAAUAAGGCUCUUCUGGACCAACUGUGUCGAAACAGUCGGAUGACUCCGGUCCCGAAGGCGGAGACGAGUAGCUCUGACGACGAGAAGACGGCUCAGAAAAGGCCUUGCGAGGAUACACCCUCGGCACACCUCGAGGAGGUGAAAGAAGAAGUGAACAAAGAGGUGUCCGAGGAGCGUGAUCCUUCCCCCCGACCGGAACAAAAAAUAGAACCCGAAUCUGAGGAAAAACCAGACGAUUCUAACCUAAAAACUGACAAUGUCGAUGAAAGUGCCUGUGAUAGUAACCAUACGAUAAAAAGAGUGAAGUUAGAAGAAGAGACAUAGAUCUUAUUAUAAGAGACUGAUAGAAUGCCAUUAUUGAAUUUGAGGUUUCAAACCUUGCUGUACUGAAUAAGUGUCGUCUCUAAAGUUAGUUCAUGUCGGCUGUCCAUGUAGAGGUCCUUUUUACGAAAUUAGUCCUUUUUUACAUUUUUAUAGUUAAUGGAAAUCGUAUUCGUGUAUUAUUUCGUUUGAUGAUUGUAUGAUUAGGUAAAUUAAGCAUUAAUUGUUGUAAUUAUUUGUUAACUAUUUUCUUCUUGUAUGACAAUCGUAAAGUUGCCAAAUGUUUUCAAUCAAAAAGUAAUUUUUACAUUAGUUCAUUGUGAGAGAAAGGAACGACAAUAUAGAGAAGGCGGUGUGAAUGGUCCGGUAUUGGUAUACACUAGAAAUAAGCAUCUUUUUAAACUUUAAUAUUUGGUGUUAAACUCUCGAACUGCAUAUUAAAUACCGAUGUGGGUAUAUUAUUACCAAAUUUAUCUUAUUCUAGUCGUCGAUAUCAAAUACACUUUAAAAUUCUUUAUUAAAACAUUUUAAUACUAUAAAAUUAUCGAUAUACUAAGCUUGUAUUAUCUAGCACAAAGUUUAAAAUAUGCUUCUUUCUAAAGCUUUGAUGAAAAGUGGAGUAAAUUUUUCUGCCACGAUCCAGAGUGUGAUAUGUGUUUUCAAGUUAUCAUUGCAGAUAUAGUAACGAUGUAUUACAUAUUUACAUAUAUAUAUAUUAUAUCUUUUUUAUUGAAAUUGAAGUCUAUUUAUGUAGUAUUUAUGUCCAUCUGGAGUUCCCAAGAAAUACAAAGCAGUGUGUUAUACAUAUACAUGAUUAUACGCAGUCUAUUUGUCCAAAUAUAUUAUUUUGCCUCAGCGUCGCUCACCCUUACUAUUUCUAUCUUUCUUCUGAUUGUUCAUGAAUGUGAUUCUACGUCAUAGAAAUAUAUAUUACGAUACCGUACUAAUUCAUGUGGUCUUAUUAAAUGUUAUAUAUACAUAUUUCAUGUUAACAAUUCGGAGAAUGUGUUCAGUGUAAAAACCAAAAGAAGGUUUGCAGUUUUGUACAGAAAUAAUUUUGUCAGUGUGUGAAUGUGCAUUAAUUGUUUUUAUCGUUUAUUAGUUCUAAUGCUGCUUUGAUGUUUUUAAAUAGUAAGUGUUGAUUUCAGUAGUAAAAUACCAAAAUCUUGGGUAUCUCCAAAUGAUUUUGACUAUCUGUGAUGAUUCCAAAUUUAAUGUAUAUUUUCUCUAUCCAUAUCUUUAAAUUUAGAGUAGUUUAUUGGAUUUAUGGUACUGAUAAAUUGUAACGAUUUGUGAAUCUUUUAAAUUUUUUAAACCAAUCAAGUAACUGAAGUGCAAUUAGGGUGACUAUGUGUAUGUAGUUAUGUAUGAGUGUCCGGUCAUAUAUUUAAGAAACCUUCUAACACCGAAUCUAUCCACAUUUCCACCUUCUGCAAUGUUUAUGCUUUUAAUCGCAUUUUAUUAACACAUUUAUAUUUGACACGCAUUCCACAGAACAUUACCUUGCAUGGAGGUUACACGACAGUUUUAAGUAGUCUUAUCUUAUAGAUUGUUAGAGUUAUUGAAAUAAUAUUGCAGCACCAUUUGUCUUAUUAGUAAGAAUUAUUAUAAAAAUGUUAAUAUUUUAUAAUUUAAUAUUAUGCUAAAACUAUAAGCCGUAAAUUAAACGUAUAAGAAAUUAUACAAAUACCUGAGAAAUUAGAUCAUGUUAUUGCAUCAAGGGAUGCCUAACAGUUGUUUUAGAAUUAUUUAUAGAAACUUCUUGUUAGUAGCAGGUACAGUCUACAUCUAGAUCUAGUCUUCAAAUAAUUUCAUAAAUAUAUCACGCUAUCUACUCUAGACCAAAUUCGAAAAGCAUUUUCUACAAAAUGUAUCCGUCAAUCCAAUACUUUACUACAUUGCUGGAUCUAAAUUAAACAAAUACUUUACAUUACAAAGUACUUUAAUGUAAACGUUACAAUUAUGAAAUUUAAUUAAAAUUGCACUAAUUUUCUUAUUAGUUAUUAGUUUUAAAUGGUGCUCAGUAAUUUUAAUUGUUUUUUUUUUAUAUAAAUAACACCAAGUGCAUUAAGCCUAGUUUGGGACCAAAAGUAGAGUUUUGUUCCACAUAACUUUUAAACACUCCACAACAAUUUUUAAAUAAGUUUACACCUUGUUCCAUAUUCGUGUUUUUUAUAAAGGGACUCUUUAUACAGAGAGUAUUUUAUAAAGGGGUAUUUUAUAAAAGGGGACUUCCUAAUCUAGUUUAGUUGUCAUUUAUUGUAGGUAUGAUCAAUCAUUCCAUUUUACGUUACAAGCGUAAAACCCAAAAAGACUUAACGGAAUGUGCAUUUUGUUGAACCCAUUUACAAACACCUAGUGGUAAUCAUCGUUUGUAAUUCGUCAUGCAAGUUUAACCUCUCGAUUCAUUCAAUAAAUUGCCUUCUGUACGAUACAAAUCUAUGAUUUAGGCGUUAGAUCCUGUGGAAAUGUGGAUAGACAGAUAGACAGUACAGUAGCCUAGGGUAGCCUACGUUAGUCGACAGUUGAAAAGACUUCUCUUCUUCAGCCAAAUGAAGAGUGCAUUUUCUACAAAUGAAACAUAUCGAGUUAUCAUUAUCACCAUAGCUGCGUAGUGGUGCAGACAUUCCUCCUCAGAACUGGCGUCUACUACAUUCCAUGUCGUGCCGGAGAUGUCAUCCAGUAUUGUUUUCCACUAUAAUAGACUCUAAGUUCUUCAAACCAGAUGUUUCAGUGCGUUAGCGCCCACACCUAUGAUUCCGGUAUGCAUUUUGACAGCUCCACACGUGUUACAGUGUGCGGACUUUUACAGAAGAACGUUUCGUUUCUGCCGCCUACUUUACUGUGCAAUGCUUGUUCGCGUUUCAUUUUUGACUGUUUUCGUUUAUUAUUAUUGUGUGAUGUUUUUUUUUAUGAAUGUGAUAUAUUUGUUGUUGUUGUUGUUUCACAGUACCCCGGUGUUCUUGUAUAAAUAGAAAUCUUUAUGAACAAUGUUUGUGUUGUUAUUUUGUUUUAAACUACUAGUUACUCACUCUGUAUCGGUUUGAGUCGAGAGAAGCUAAGCUGUCUGUCUCUACUAUGACCUUCUGUUUGUUGAUGGUUUUUGUCAUUUUUAUAUUUUAGAUCUCUGUUAUUGUGUUGAAAUGUCCAACAUACCUUCUAAAGUUCCCUGUUAUUGUUGCAUACUAUUGUUUAGUGAACAAAAUGUAUUUUAGUAUUUAGUAAACAUUUUUAUAAGUAGGCCUAUACACAUUUAUGUAUGUAUGUCCAUGACAGAUUUAGUACUCUUAUACUUAAACUGAUGGAUGACAGAGAAAUUAAUUGAUUUAUGAAUUAGCUCAUAUUAAUUAAAAAUUUUUCAAUCAAAAGCACAUUUAAUGUACAUUUUGACAAAUUCAAUCAAUACAUUACAUUUUAAAAGUAAGGAAUCAUAAUAAGUUAGUAAAAAUAUUAUAGUAUUGAAGAUGUAUAAUUUAUUAUUAAGCAAAUUUUAUAUCAACUCUAAACACCUCUAAGUGUAUUAUUGAUAGUUAUGUUAACUGUAUAGUGUAUUUUAGUGUAAUCAAUCGUUUUACCAACCGCAACUGUAUAACAGUUGAAGCUUUUGUUGAUUUUAUUUCUAAAAUUCCUUUCAGUUGGUACAAAGAAGGUAUGUUGGUACCUAACGUUUUUACUCAAAUACCUUGUCCAAUCCUUGUUGGUACACGAAUUAGACAUUGUUCAAUAAACCAUCGCCUAAAGUUUGCAUGUAAAGUUCACGUUUUUAAUACAUUUUUAACAGAAGCUUGCUUACAUUUUGUAAAUUUUGAACGUUUUUAAUAUAUGUGGUACUUGUUAUUGACAGGAUUUAAUUGUAUAUAACAAAAGAGCUCGUCAAAAGUGUACAUUUGUUUAUAAGUAUAAUUUAUAGCGCUGGCAUGCCUGUAUACCAUGUAACAUACACCUAAUGAUCAAAACCUGUGUUCAGUCAGCCUCUGUGUGCAGAGGUCACCUACAUGUUGAGGACAGUUAGAUAGUUAGCCUAGAGCGUUGAGACUGCUGUAUUCAGUUUAAAUUUUCAUUUUUGUAUUAUAUUAAACUGAAUAGUUGGUUGUAGGCAUUAUAGUUAAGCAGAAUAUUUUUAAUUAAUUUUAGACACUUUUAGUUUGUUGUUCAUUAAUUAUUCUUAUUCUGUAUUCUUCAUUUUUGAGGUGGGAUUUUUAAGCCAGCCGUGUGGUGAUGUUAGAUUUUACUUAAUUCGUACAACAUAUUAUCUUUAUACAGUUAAGUUCAACAGCCCUGUUCAUGUAGAACAUACUAAAUAACAAUUACAAUUAAACAAGUACGAGAAACCUUAUUUUUGUAAAACCGUGUGAUACUUAUAUAUAUUUUAAUAGCAUAAGUUUCAACUUUCAGUUGAAAUUGGCUAAGCUACUGAAUCGAGCGUCGAAUCAAUUAAACUCUAUUACAUUGUGUAAUGAACUUAAUUUUUUUCAUACGGUAAUAUAAGUCUCUAUUGAAACUGUAUGCAAAUAAAUCGUGAAGGACCUGAUUAACGAAUGUGAAAAAUUCAUUCCUCAUACUGCGCUACAAUAGUUUUAAAAAACGUUUAAAAUCAUAUGAGAAAAUAAUCAAUUUGUUUAUCUACAUAAUUAUCUUACUUUAAGUAUUUUUUUUUAUUUCUGCUUUUACGUUCUUAAUGGGGUUUUAUGAUAAUUGGGAGUUUAUUUCAAAUUUGUAAAUGUGGUAACUAAAUUUAUUUUAUUCGUCUUUUAUAUUUUUUAUUCGAUUUGAGUUGAUUGCUAUUUAAAUUUAUUUUGUCAGUAUACGGAUGUAGUUAUUUUCUUAAAUAAGCUGAGUUCUAGGUGUUUAGUGGUCACGUAGAGACAGUGACGCGACAGAAACGCGUAUGCACAGGCUGUUCCAAAAAAUCCCACCUCAGAUCCGAAACUGACUGAGCUUCUGACCCAUCCGGUACGGAAGUAGUGUGAAAGAUCUGCAGUGUCUGUGUUAGCUCAUUUCCGUUUCCGAUCACACUUGCAAAGAUUGCAGCAACUACCGCCAGCUGAUAUCCAAGCGAGGGGACCAAAGUAGAAGAAGGAUUCUAUUUGUUUAGCAUGCAAUAGUUAGACCGAACUUUCUGUAGACAGUGUAGUCUGUUUGUCAGCAUACAAUAGCCAUAACAUUACAAUAGAUAGUGGCCAUGUAUUGUACACUGUUAGUUUUACUGCCGCUCCAAUAGCUAUCAAAGUUCGCGCUCGCGCUGGACUUAUUUGUUAACAGUGUUGAUAUUGCCCACCCUGUUUAAAUAUCUCAUUCGCGUUGUAGUAACUCUAACUGAAAUAAUUCAGUCAUUCGAACAAUUGUACAUUUUGCAACAAUACAGGAAAAGGUUUAAAAAUCCAAAAAUGUACUAAGUGCUUUAAAAAUUACCACAAUUUUCAACUUUUAUAAUUUAAACGUCUAUAAAAUAAAUUUUGUUUUCUAGUCGGUAAUACUGUAGCUUUGAAGUUUAUUUCAUUUAAAAAGGUUGUAUGAAAUAUAUCAGUGGGUAUUGGAAAAUUUCAUCAAGCACAUAGUUUCGCUCAUUUUGCUUUUAAUACAAGUUUUAGACUCUCCUAACCGAUCUUUUAUUACAUAAGGGCUCAAACGGUAAAUACAUAAAUAAUAAUAACUGUAACAUUAUAAUAGAUCACCAAUAAAUUUAUAAAUAAUAAUUUUAACAUGUUAUAUUUAUCUAUAAUAUCUUCUUAGUUUCAAGAAAUGGAAUAUAAAAAUGUUCCAUACAGCAAAGAUGUUACCCAUUCUACCGCCAGAUCCUGCAGGAGACAUAACACAUUUCUGACCACACAAUAUAUAGUAUUCAUUUACUUCGUCCAUACUUGCAUUGUCACAAAUAUUAAUAAUAAAUAUAUAUUUUUUGUAUCCCUUUCUGUAAUUCCUAUUUGCUAAAUAAGAGUCAUAUCAAUCAGUUGAGAUAGUUGAAAUCGGUCGGUAAUUACAUUUUCUGUGUGAACUGUCAAAGUAAUCAAAUGCGGUACGCGUGACAUUUGUAAACACAACUUCACGCUUACUUUGAUAGCCGAGGAGUGUAGAUUACGUAUACUUGGUACCAUUGUAUGUCAUCACUUUACACUUACAAACUGUACAGGAUCGGGACACAUAUCCUUGCAAGUGUGAUAUUUUACUGACAAAAUGUUUGCUUCAUAAAAACUGAAGUAUUUUUUUAUUAUUGUACUUUACAUACUUAUUAAACAGUUAUAAACAAA
Molecule: messenger RNA, 10140 nt
Organism: Homalodisca vitripennis (glassy-winged sharpshooter)
Lineage: Eukaryota; Metazoa; Arthropoda; Insecta; Hemiptera; Cicadellidae
Gene: Eip93F
Product: mushroom body large-type Kenyon cell-specific protein 1
Exons: 4
Coding region: 1040-3895 (951 amino acids)
Biological process (GO): regulation of transcription by RNA polymerase II
Cellular component (GO): nucleus
Molecular function (GO): DNA binding
Source: RefSeq, a predicted model, not a curated record